Messenger RNA from Didymella exigua CBS 183.55, 501 nucleotides. RefSeq lists its product as uncharacterized. The transcript has a single exon. The record is from RefSeq and is a predicted model, not a curated record. Bases 1 to 501 code for a protein of 166 amino acids. Lineage: Eukaryota; Fungi; Ascomycota; Dothideomycetes; Pleosporales; Didymellaceae.
AUGACUUUGGAGCUUAUAUUAAAGAGUUUUCAAGCUACAGGCGUGUGGCUGAUGGAUGUGGACGCUGUACUGAAACGCUUUAACAACUGCCCACCACAACAAGACGAAGACGCAGAAAUUGGAGAGCAUGGCGACGGCGAUAGCUGGCCUGAGCUGCGCAAAAUUUUUGACGCUGCAGUUGCUGACAAGGCCAGAAUUGAAGCCAAGCGGCUGUCGCGGAGCCUCCACUUGCUACAGGUCAACAACGAGCUUCUUCGCACUCAAAACGAGGAGCUACAACACAAACUCAACGUCAUUAAGAAGCGCCCAACGCAGCAGACAACACUGACUACACAAGACGGCGACGACUGGCACAGAGGCGCUGUCUUCUACAGUCCUAGGAAGCUUGCCCGCGACCGCGCGCGCAAAGCUGCAGAACUCAAUAAAGCCGCGCAGCUACAACUCCAAAAAUCUCGCGAUAGAAAGGCAAAGGUGGCAGCAACAGCUCACAAAAAGCAGUAG